Messenger RNA from Lachancea lanzarotensis, 378 nucleotides. The record is from the annotation of a RefSeq genome assembly. Lineage: Eukaryota; Fungi; Ascomycota; Saccharomycetes; Saccharomycetales; Saccharomycetaceae.
AAUGAAUUUAAGCUCGAUCGACCACCCAGUCACCCAGCCACCCAGUCACCAGAAAACGUAGACCUCUGGCAACCCAGACACCAUCCGACGAGAUCUCCCAUCACCCAGACACCAUCCGACAUAGAUCUCCCGUCACCCAGACACCUCGGACACCCAGUCACCCCUACACCCCGACAUCCACUACGAACCCAUCCGUACACCCAGCCACCCAACCACCCAGUCAUUCACCCACCCACACACCCUCGAGUACAUUUGCACUCGUCGCUACCCUCACCCCUAUUACCCUACCUCUCGAACUUAACAAAUUUAAUAUCGGUGAAAAACUCGUUUUUCGUUAAGGGGUUAAGUUUUUCUCUCAUAAUUAAAAAGCCAUCACCA